AUGAAUUACAACGAAAAUGAAAAACUAAUAAACAAUACAUGCGUCAACCUAUCUAUCUAUAGAUAUCAAUCUUUCUAUAGAUAUUACUAUAUCCAUUCAUAUCUAUCUAUCUAUCUAUCUAUCUAUCUAUCUAUCUAUCUAUCUAUCUAUCUAUGUCAGUCUAUUCAUAUCUAUCUAUCUAUCUAUGUCAGUCUAUUCAUAUCUAUCUAUCUAUCUAUGUCAGUCUAUUCAUAUCUAUCUAUCUAUCUAUCUAUCUAUCUAUCUAUCUAUCUAUCUAUCUAUCUAUUUCAAACUAUUCAUAUAUCUCUUUUUAUUUCAGCCUAUUCAUAUCUAUCUCAGGCUAUUCAUAUCUAUGUAUUUCAUUCAAUUUAUAUCUAUCUUUCUAUUUCAUUCUUUUCAUAUCUAUCUCAGUCUAUUCUUAUCUAUUUCACUGUUUUCCUAUCUAUUUCAGUCUGUUCCUAUCUUUCUAUUUCUCUUCUAUGUAUUCCUUUUUCUACCUCUCUAUCUACCUUUUCCCCCUUCUCUAUCUACCUAUCUGUUCCUGUCUCUCCAUUUGUCUAUCUCUCCCUGUUUCUCUAUCUACCUAUCUAUCCCUGUCUCUACUUAUCUCCCCCUGUCUCUAUCUAUGUACCUAUCUGUCACAUUCUCUCUCGUUCUCUGUCAAUUCCCCUGUCUAUAUAUCUAUGUCCCCGUUUCUAUCUCCCUAUCUUCCCCUGUCUUUUUCUCUCUCUUUCUCUCAAUAUCUAUACCAUGCAAACACUUAUCCCUGGGGUGCCUACGUGCAGGAUUCGAACCAUGGUUCCUGUUGGCAUUUUUCAUCUACUAAUUUAUAAUUGCUAG
Molecule: messenger RNA, 840 nt
Organism: Acanthosepion pharaonis
Lineage: Eukaryota; Metazoa; Mollusca; Cephalopoda; Sepiida; Sepiidae
Source: the annotation of a GenBank genome assembly